UAUCAUGAACCUCAUGUGACAUAGAAAUAAUACCCCAUUAGAUAAUCUUCCUUUCUAUGCUUUCUUUAUUGUUCUGCACUUGGACCAAACUUUAUUAGUAUUAUUAUUAUUCUUAUUAUUAUAUGGUGUUCUUGUCUUUGCUUAUUGGGAGGAAGGGAGAAGGGCUGCUUCUAUUUUGUUUGUGAAGGAAAACGAUUCUUGGGUGGGAAUUUGAGGUGGGUUUUGAUUGGUUUGUGGGUUUUCUUCUGUUUUUGGUCUGAAAUGGAGAGAGAUUUCAUGGGUCUUAGCUCAAAAGAAUCAUUAUCUGGGGUGAAGGAGGAGAUGAACAAUGAUAUUGAUGGGUGCAAAGACACAGGUUUCACAAAAGGUUCAGUGGUAAAAUGGCCCUUCUUGAACAAAGUCUCUGCUCAUCCGCAUUUGAUGUCUUUCAAUGUUUCUCAAGAUGAUAAGACUAAAAUGAUGGGGUCUGAUUCCAUCACAUCUGCUGGUUUGUUUGCCAUCCCAAGUCUAGACAAGUUUGACUCUAUUCAUAAACGUGCUGCGGGUGAACUACAGAAAUCUUUCAAUCAUGACGGACAAGGUGGCAUUCAUUUUUCCCUGACUCCAUAUCCUGUACAACAUGAUGUGAAUUAUGUGAAUCGUCCUCAUGAUGUGAAGAUGGUUUCGGUUUCCAAUCAAGCAAUUUCAGUUUCCCUGGGACAUCCAUUCCUAAAGAAUCAUUUUGUUACUGUUGGCCAGAAUAUGAACGGUGCUAAUGUGAAGCAACCAUUGCUUGGGGGAAUACCUGUUACAGCGCCUCAUUCAGUUCUUCCCAUCGUCGGUGCUGUUGCUGGAACAACUGAAUCAUGUAACAGUGUGAAACCAUCUGCACCUGCUCCUCAACUUACCAUCUUCUAUGCGGGAACUGUAAAUGUCUUCCAUGAUAUAACUCCUGAGAAGGCACAAGCUAUCAUGUUGUUGGCUGGGAAUGGCUUAUCUGCAGGUUCUAACAUGGCACAGUCCAAAGUUCAGGCACUCGGCACGAAGUUGGCAGCAGGUGAUAGUAUGCCUGUGAGUCAACCCAUAAAUGUUCCACCCUGCUCUGGUCUUUCAAGUCCUUUAUCUGUUUCUUCACAUACUGGUGCCCAAUCAGGGAGUGGCUCAAGUUGCAAUGAAGAAUUUCUUGCAGCUAAAACAUCUGGAGGUCCCAUCAACUCUGUUAGCAAAGUGGAGACUCCAAAAGUAGUUAAUGCAACCACCAUGUUAACAUCAGCUGUGCCGCAGGCUCGAAAAGCAUCCUUGGCUCGAUUUUUGGAGAAGCGCAAGGAAAGGGUGAUGAAUUCAGCACCAUAUAACCUCAACAAGAAGUCUGAGGAUGUUGCAAUGCAGAAUACAAUGAUUUCUAACAUCUAUGCAAGUACUGGUACUAAUACGCUUUCAGCCAAGCAAGGAUAGUAGUAACCCUUUCUUAUAGGAGACUACUUCAGAGGGAGAAAUAUUUUGUUGUAACUUAAUUAAUGUUGUAAACUUAUGAUUUUAUUCUUACUUGAUCAAAACUUGUGCUGAGAUUCUUAAGCAUCAAACUACGUUCACUACAUAGGUAGGGCUUUACCUUAAUUAUUUUUUGAUGUAGGGCUUUACCUUAUUACUCUAAAGUUGGUUGGAUUUUAGCUUCCAACAAUAUAGCAUUAGCAGACCACUUUUGUAACUAUAUCUGACAAUUUGUUACAUUGUGGUAAUUAAAAGCAAA
Gastrolobium bilobum is the source of this 1729-nucleotide messenger RNA. RefSeq names its product protein TIFY 6B-like. The record is from RefSeq and is a predicted model, not a curated record. Gene Ontology annotation, cellular component: nucleus. The coding region runs from base 262 to 1434 and encodes 390 amino acids. Gene Ontology annotation, biological process: regulation of defense response; regulation of jasmonic acid mediated signaling pathway; response to wounding. NCBI's taxonomy places the organism in Eukaryota, Viridiplantae, Streptophyta, Magnoliopsida, Fabales, Fabaceae. The transcript is spliced from 7 exons.